GGGUUGUGGAGAUAACGGUGUUGCCACAAAACUAAUCCGUCCCCCAUGGCCCUCAGGUCCUACACCAUCGGUCUGGGACUGCACAGUCUUGAGGCCAGCCAAGAGCCAGGCAGCCUGAUGAUGGAGGCCACCUUCUCCAUACAGCACCCAGAAUACAACAAACCUUUUAUCGCCAACGACCUCAUGCUUAUCAAGUUGAAAGAGUCGGUGCCUGGGUCGGAUGCCAUCCAGAACAUCAGCAUCGCCUCCCAGUGCCCGACCGCUGGGGAUUCUUGCCUCGUUUCUGGCUGGGGUCAGCUGAUGAAUGGCAGGCAGCCCCAAGUGCUCCAGUGCGUGAACAUCUCGGUGGUGCCCGAGGAGAUCUGCAGCGCGUUCUAUGCCUCCGUGUUUCACCCCAGCAUGUUCUGUGCAGGUGGAGGACAGGACCGGAAGGACUCCUGCAGGGGUGACUCUGGGGGCCCCCUGGUCUGCAACGGGUCCCUUCAGGGCCUCGUGUCUUUUGGACAAGUCCAGUGUGGCCAACCCUAUGUGCCAAGCGUCUACACCAACCUCUGCAAGUUCACUGACUGGAUACAGAAAACCAUUCAGGACAAUUAACUUCUAGAACUUGGACCCAAGAAACUCAACCCCUAAAUAUAGGCUGCAGAAGGGAUUCAGGAAUUUGGAUUCCCAGUGCCUUCCUCCCUCGGGCCCAGGAGUCUAGGUUCCCAACCCCCUUCUCCCUUAGCCCCAGGAAUCCAAUCCCACCAAGAAUCUUUUCCUGUACUCAGUGCCCCCUAGUGGCACAAUGUUGACCCAGCCUUACCAGCAGCAGAGAAAGUUGGUGUUUCACUUUUGUCCCUUCUCUUAAGCCCAAAAAUAAAG
Lynx canadensis (Canada lynx) is the source of this 864-nucleotide messenger RNA. Its product is annotated as kallikrein-4-like. The record is from RefSeq and is a predicted model, not a curated record. Gene Ontology annotation, biological process: proteolysis; amelogenesis; extracellular matrix disassembly. Lineage: Eukaryota; Metazoa; Chordata; Mammalia; Carnivora; Felidae. Bases 46 to 597 code for a protein of 183 amino acids. The transcript has 3 exons. Gene Ontology annotation, molecular function: serine-type endopeptidase activity.